AUGUGGAAGCCUCCAGUGCCUCUCUCGUCCUUGCUGGAGCCGUCGCUCCUACAGAGCCGUCGCUGCCUCAGCUGUCAGCUGCGCGGCGCCUCUGCAUUCCGAUCUAGACCCUCACUCCGUCCCUAUACAACGAAAAACGACAACGGAGAGAAACCGCCGGCCCCAACGAAAGCCCCGACAAGCAGAAAAGUCCAAUUCCAGCAGAAUGCUGCCCCGCAAGCUGUUCCUCUCGAGGCGUACAAUCCUAAAGAAGACCCAGUUCCACAAUUAGACCGGCCCAUCGGUUCGGUGAUUCCGCCGCAGGAAGGUCAGAACACCGGGAUUGACCAGCGGACAUUCGGGCAGCGCCGAGAUGAUUUCCUGAAUUAUGAGAAGCAUCUUGCCAGACGUAAACAGCUGACGAAACAAGCCGCAAAGCCCUACUGGCAAGAAUGGACGAACAUGCAAUACAGCAAGGGUAAGAGCUUCAUUUCGAACCCGCGGUUAUUCAAGCGCGACAAGGCGCUUUACUUCCCCAACCUGUACGGAGCGACACUGGCCUCGCCGAAAGAACCGCAAAACACCACAUCCAUUCUCCGCGGCAAGGUCACUGUCGUGAACCUCUUUUGUAGCGUUUGGGCAGAAAGCCAGGUCGCCACAUUCACCGGCCCGCAGUUUAAUCCCGGUCUUUACGAAGCGUUCAAGGAGGGCGGUCAGCUUGUGCAGAAGGUCGAUAUCAAUUUUGAGGACAACAUACUCAAGGAAUGGCUAAUUCGCCUGUUCAUGUGGCGGAUGCGGCAGAAGUUGCCCAAGGAACAACAUUCGAGGUACUUCAUAGUGCGCAAGGGUCUUGAUGAUGGCCUCAAGCAGGCUAUCGCUAUGUUAAACAGCAAGGUUGGAUACGUGUAUCUCCUGGAUGAGAACUGCCGUAUUCGAUGGGCAGGUAGUGGACCUGCUCAGCCCGCCGAACUGGAGAGUCUAAACAAUGGCGUCCAUAAGCUGAUCCAGGAGCGCAGGAUCACUAUGGGAUCUGAUCUACCUACGCGGUAUUCGCAGGUGACAGGAAAUGGACCGAAGAAGGCCAGGGUUGUCGAGCAUAGCCGUUGA
Molecule: messenger RNA, 1086 nt
Organism: Aspergillus mulundensis
Lineage: Eukaryota; Fungi; Ascomycota; Eurotiomycetes; Eurotiales; Aspergillaceae
Product: mitochondrial ATPase complex subunit ATP10
Exons: 2
Coding region: 1-1086 (361 amino acids)
Biological process (GO): mitochondrial proton-transporting ATP synthase complex assembly
Cellular component (GO): mitochondrial inner membrane
Source: RefSeq, a predicted model, not a curated record